Messenger RNA from Guillardia theta CCMP2712, 4299 nucleotides. RefSeq lists its product as hypothetical. The transcript has 6 exons. The coding region runs from base 1 to 4299 and encodes 1432 amino acids. The record is from RefSeq and is a predicted model, not a curated record. Lineage: Eukaryota; Cryptophyceae; Pyrenomonadales; Geminigeraceae.
AUGCCACCCAACGCGGAGGUCCGCAAGCACUGGCUUCGCAACGACUACGUCCGCGCACGCCUGCGCGAGAUCCUCCGCGCGGACAAGCUGGAGGGGAGAGAUGUGCACUUCCUGGGGGGUCUGUGCACGGGGGGUGUGGCGGACCCGAAGAAGCGCGGGAUGAAGGCCUCCGUCAAGCCCGACGGGGUGCUGCUGGCGUUCCAGGGUGGGGGUAAGGAGGGUGACAAGUUCGGCAUCCAGUCCUGCGUGUACGCCAGCGUGAACAAUCCCAACGUGGUGCAGGCCUUCCACUUCGCCUCCCCCGCCGGCGCCUCCGCGCUGCGCUGCCCGUCGGUGCGGGACUUUUUGGAGCGCAACGUGCCUCGCUGGUCCUCCAUGCGCUGCUCCUCGGAUGCGGAGGUGCAGGACUUCCUGACCAAGCGGACGCACGGCUCCGAGAGCUUCCUGCGCGUGGAGGGCGCGGCCACCUCGAGGUCGGCGGGUGAUACGGUGGAGGUGCGGUACCGGAAGGGGGACGCCGUGAGCAUCGCCGGGAGCCUGCAGGAGCACGGCGCUUCGACGCUGCACGCUGCGGGGGGUGAGACGGUGCUCUUCCGUUCCUGCAGCGUCAACAGGGCCCCGGGCUUCAUCGCGGAGCUGGGGAGAGGAGAGAUGAAGCGGUCGCUGCUGGUGUCUCACGGGCUCUUCUCUGUCAUCCUGGAGCCCGUGGUGAAGCGGGACCCUUAUGUCACCGGCUUCAGGUCGCUGGCCAAGGCGGUGUCGCACUCCAUGUUCGAGCUUCAAGGGAGUUUCACGGACAUCCCCUGCACUUUCACGGACCGGAAGGAGGCGCGGAGGCGCAUCUCGGACAUGGGGCUGAUCACCACGCAGCCCAUCCGUAAGGGCUCGCCCUUCGAGGCGGUCGCGGCGGCGUGCGGCGUGCGGUAUUGGGACGGGACCGAGAGCAAGCGCUACCUCUUCUCCGCGCACGGCUCGAGCAACUCCCCCGCGGUGUUCCGCGAGCUCGGCAUCAAGGAGGAGGACACGCGCGGCCUGAUGCGGCUGGGUAUGACCGACGAGGAGAUCCAGGACUGCCUGCUCGCGGCGAACGCGGCGGCGGGAGCGCCUGCCGGCAUCCGCCUGCUCAACGCCCCUGGGUACACCGCGGCGGCGACGGAGGGCGGUUACGGGAGGGCGGACGGCAUCGACAUAGAGUUCCAAUUUGAUUAUGGGAGUGACGGGAAUCCCAUCCAGGCGCAGAUCCUCCCUGCCGCCAAGGCGAUGGGGAUGCUGGGAGGCGUGGCGGAGGCCUGCAAGGGUGACUCCGCCCAGUUCAUCUCCUUCCUCCGGAACGGGGCGGUCUACGCGCUCUACGCGGUGGGCGGGAUGCGCCUGCUCCCCGCGGCGAGGGUGGCGGCGGAUAUGGGCGUGUCAGGGAUGGAAAGGGGUGGCACUGCCAGUAACCUCCGCGAGGCUGUGGCGCGGCUCUGCUACAUCGUGGCGGCGUGCCGGGCGGACCCCGAGCUCGCGCCCUUCGAGCACACCCUGCGCGCCGUGUGGCUCUGCACCGAGCGCAACCGCCCGGAGGAGUGCAUCGGUCAGUACGUUCUUGAUCUCGUCUGCAAGCUUCCGGACCUCGCUCUUGAGGUAGAGGAUGUAGCCGAUCAUCCUAGCGUCGUUGGCGUUGAGCUUGCGAAUGCCGGAGUAGGCCCCGUCACGGAGGUUGAGGGUGGACUGGAGGAUGGAGCCCGCGGCCUUGGAGAGGCUCUCGCGGAGGAUUGGGUGGCGGGAGAGGAAGGUGAGCAGCUCUCUCUCGGUGAAUUUCGGGGUUGCCGUCGAUUGGUCCUCGUUGCGCGUGAUGAAAUCGUUAAGGUCCACCCCGCGCUCGACGAACACCUGCCGGGUGAUCUGCAGGGCGUCGGAGAGCGAGUUCCACGCCACGGGGGUGAGGGUGUGGAUGUUCUGCUCGAGGAUGUUGAUAAGCCGCUUGAAGCUCCGGAGAAGUCGACGCUGAGCGCCUCGUUGCGCCGCGAGAGGGCGUCGAAGUUGGGUUUCAUGACGAUCGAUAAGCUCAAGAGAGUGGAAGCGCCCGCGAUGCCUUCCGUGACUUGCAAUUCCAGGCCCUAUACACCGCCUGGCGGAUCGCGUGCUGGCGGAGAAAACAUGGAGGGGGCGCGCAAGAUCGACCGCAUCUGCACCCACGUCAGGGAGGUGUGCAACACGGAGGCGCACGGGGGGAGAUGCAUGGUGGUGAGCGGGACGACCUGCAUGCUGACGGACUACGAGGAGUGGAACGGGGAGAUGCACGACCGGGUGAAGGACCGCUUCCCCGACGUGGACGUGAUCUGCACCCACAACCCGCACUCGUCGACGAGCUUCUCGGUGGUGUUCUCCGUGCCGGAGCGGGACAGCCUCCUGCUGGCCUUCUUUGUGGUGCUCUUCAUCGUCACCUCGAGCGUGGCGGUGGCGUCCCGUUUGCUGGUGCCGGGCAUUUGCACGGGUGGAUUCGGGGGGAUGGGCGCGGGGCUUCUGGACCUGGACCUCCUGAAUGUUGACCUCCUGCGCUGUGCGGGUAAGGCUACGGCAUGUGUAGGAAAGGGCAGCCGGUGCAUCAUGGCCCAGACCGAGCGCGGCUUGUUCAUGUCUCUAUUCUUGCUGGCGUUCUGUUGUUCCAUACUGUUCUUCGGUGCUUACAUUCGGCACAUCCAAGUCUACGGUGAGAAUGAGGGCAAGAUCAGCUUCCCCAUCUUCAAGUCGCUGUACAGCAAUGUGUACGGCCGUGCCAUCGGCAGCCAGCACGUGACCCUCUUCGGGGAGACUUCGGUGCUGCAGACCACCACCCCGGGCGGGAUGUCGUACAUGCCGAUGGCUCCCCUGCCUCUGAGCUUCGACGAACCCACCUUCGCGGACCGCAGGAACUACACCUACUACCUGUGCCAGGAUGCGGGAUACGCUGCUGGUCUCUCUAUGACUGAACGUGAAAGGCAACACAGGUUGUGCAACAUCGAGCGCUCGAAGCAGGUGGCGCUGUACCGCAACAACCCCGUGAGCAUCACCUUCUCCGCGGCCUGGAAUCCCUUCUUCAUGGUCAUGGUGGUGCUCUUCAUGUACGCGAGCUGGCUGUUGCUCCUCUGGGACUGUUCGGGUUACACUGAGGCAAACAAGAUUUUCUGGUUGUUGCAAUACUUUGGAAUGUUCAAGAUCUGGAUCUAUUCCUUCUGGCACAUUUUAAUCCUCAUUGUGGUGCUCUUCUCCGCGAUCUUCCAGGUCGACAACGCGGUCAUCCCCCGCAACAACGUCAUCUUUGCGCUGGUGCUCAUCGCUGCCACGAUUGUGCAGCAGAUUAUUACUAUGAGGAGAUGCAGCAAGGACCAAGUGAAGGGGGACGUUGCCAUGUUCGAAGGUAUCAAUCUUAUUGCAUGCAUCCGGAUGACAAAUAGUUUUCUUCCACCUGGGAAGAAUAUGCAAAGCAAUGAAUCAUACGAGAACUACAGAGUGAUCAACGUGAUCCUGAGCUCGCAAAUCUUCCUCUUUCCCACCUUGAUCCUGAGUCUCUACGCCAUCGCAGUGAACAACGCCGUGGAGUGGUCGUUCCAGGCGGCCUUUGUGCGAUCGGUGCUGCUCAUCAUGGGGCUGAUGCUCCUGAACUACCGCAGGAUUAAUCCCAUCCGUACGCACAACAAGGUGCAGAAGGAGAUGGACAUGGCCGCAAAACAGAACGCGAGGUUUGGAUUCAUGCGGACACAGUUUGGUUUGACUGCACCGGAUGCCUAUCAGGAUGGCAAUCCCAGGGCGAUCCUGGUGGAUGAUGGAAAGGAAUCAGAUGAAAAUCCUGGUUUAAUGCAGGAAGAUCCAGACCUACCUAAUCUCACCAUCAAUUACAGCAUGGAUACGAUCUUGGUGUUUGCCGUGUUUCUGUUGCUGUGGAUCAACCAGAUUGUCUACGACAUCAUUCUGCUCAACCCCGCGGAGUCCACGAAGUUUUUGACAUGGUUCGCUUAUUUGUUGAACUUUCCAUUCGUGGCAUCCAUCCUUCUCUGUAAUUACUUCACGACCACCAAUUACAGGUGGGUCGUGUACUUCAACGCCAUAAUCUUCGCCUUCGCGAUCAUCGCAGGCUCCCUCGUCGUGUUCAUCGACGUGUUGCUGGGCCUGAACAAGACGCACUGCACCUUUAACCAGCCGCAGAAAUUCUUCUGUGGAAACGCAGCGAAUCACAACCUGAAUUUCCCUGCUUAUCUCAACCCUGUUCCUAUCCACGCGACGACGUUCGCGGACGUGUACAGCGGGAUGUCGAGCUCGCUGACCUUUGCUAUCUAA